Messenger RNA from Neofelis nebulosa (Clouded leopard), 815 nucleotides. RefSeq lists its product as uncharacterized. NCBI's taxonomy places the organism in Eukaryota, Metazoa, Chordata, Mammalia, Carnivora, Felidae. Bases 37 to 588 code for a protein of 183 amino acids. The record is from RefSeq and is a predicted model, not a curated record. The transcript is spliced from 4 exons.
CUUUUGCUGCCUGCUUCUAGAAGACCCUAAGACAAAAUGAAGGCUCUCAUUUGGAUUGGUGCCAUCUUGAUUGUCACUGCUUGCUUCUCGCCAGCUGGUGCACAUAAGCGGAAAAGCUUCAGGUUUAGUGAAAGUUCCGAAGAGCAUUUAAAACCACUUAAACAAUUAAGUUCUAAGCUGUCAAGAGGAUAUUUUGCAAAAUCUGAAACAGCUCCUGGAAGUCCAUAUGGUCACCACGGUCGUCAUGAACCCCACAGAGGUCGCCAUCCCCCUCACUACCCCCACCAUCACCAAAGCCCACCUGGUCCACCACCCAGACCUAUAUCACCACCUGAGAACACUGUAAAUCCUCAAGCACCAUCAGCCCCUUCUAGUGCUGCCCCAAUCCUAAUUUAUACCACCGCCACUGCUGCUGCCAACACCACCACUGCCACUGUUUCUGCGGGAAAAACUGCAGGCGUGACAUCCACCACCACGGCUCCCAACACCCCCCAACCUGAAGACAUCACCAAUGCCCCUGUGGCUGGCACUACCACUGCCCCAGCAGCUAACCCUACUACUGUCAACCAGCAACAAGUAAUUCGGUAAAUUCCACAACAGUCCAAGAUUACAAACGUACCAAACCACAAGGAGACCAAGGCAUAUCAAGAUCCUGAAAAACUGAAUAUUGAUAUAUUGUGAUCACCCUCUCUCACCAUUUCAAUUUUAACAAAAAUACAAGAAAAGAAACAAAAACAAAUGGAUGUGGGUUCUUACUACUUCUUCUUUAGUCUUGCUAUACUGCACACAUUUCCAAAGAUAAUUAUAUGUAUGCA